UAUACGACCCCCAUACGUAACCAACAAAUAAAUCAUCACAUUCGAGUAUGAAAAGUGUGAAGUUUGUUCCUAAAAUUAGUCUCUCAAAUCUAUUAUUCGAAGUAGACUGUGUAAACUUUCAAUAAGCCAAUAAAGCCGUGAAUCCAAUGAACUAGUCGGUGAAAAAAAUUAAGUAGAGAGAAAAUUAAUACAACUACCACAUAUACAAGAACUGAACACCAAAAAGAUAAUUUGAACUAUAUUUUCAAUUGGUGUAUAGGAGAAAAAUCUUCGAUGACCAGUCUAAUUCGUGAACAAGAAAACAAGUCAUUUUUGGGUUGAUUCCAGAAAAAUGGAUGUUUUAUUUGAUAACGACCUAGAUAACAAUAAUAAUGUAAUACCACUUUUAAAUAAUAACGACCACAAUCAAAUCAAUCUAAACGUUCCAUUUGCGAACGUUGAUGAAAAUAAUAUGAAUAACAAUAUGGAAAACAACGUGCCUCCUAAUGAUGCUGAAGACGCUGAUAUACACGUAUUGAACAAUGCUCAUUUUAUUGCCAAUAAUAUUGAGAAUUAUCAAAAUGAAAUUCCAACAAACAAUGGGAGUAAUAUUGAGAAUCAAAAUGAAAUAACUUCAAAUGAAAACAAUACCAAUGACACAAUACGAAAUCCAUCUGAAAAUGAACAGAAUAUCGCCUCGAGUUUCAGUUCUCUAAAUGCUCGAAAAUCAAAAAAACGUAAGCGUCAUUACAAUUUAAAUAAAAAUAAAAAAUGGAACAAGUCAUUUAAACGUCAAAAGUCAACCAACACCACAAAAUCGGAAGCUGAAAAUGUACUACAAUGUAAUCGAAAUAAACAUCUCUAUGCAAAGGUUCCGAAAAUUAUUUUUAAUAACAAACAAGUAAUGCAUAGAGGUGGCGGAGUUUCAAAAUUUUUCCUACCGGAUAAAAGACCACGAAAAGAUAUGAUUGUUCCUCCAACAAAAUUUUUGCUUGGUGGUAACAUUUCUGACCCGUUAAAUUUAAACAGUCUGCAGGAUGAAGCAUUAGUAUCUAUGAGUGCUGUGACACCAAAAUCAUCUCCAAUUACUACUCCACCAAAGGUAGAAGUGAUUAUUCCUCCAAAUAUUUAUGAUCCUCUACAUUUACUUGAUCCAGUUGAUUCAGUUGAAUAUGAAAAACAAUUAGUCUCGCCACUCAAGGCACGUCGACUGAAUAAGCAACGCAGUAGAAAGAAAAAAAUAAAAAAAUAUGGUACAGAUAUUUUACAAAUAGUAAAAAAAAAUGAGAGUGAAGAUGUGUGUGCUUUAGAUUCUGCACAAAUAACAGCCUCGCCACAAAUUAUUGAUAUACCAACUGUGUGUUUGGAAAAUAUUGUACAUUCGGGAUAUGAAGUACCAUCAAAUUCGACGUUCAAUGAUGAAAAGUGUAAACUUGAGUCGAAUACGGGUAGUGCUACCACUCGGAAAAGGAAAUUUAGUGAAACUGGCGGUAUGAGCAGUUUUAUUGCUAUAGGAAAUGGAAGUACAAUAAAAAAGUUAAGACGCUUCGACUCAAAGGAUAAGAUUGUAAGUCCAGUUAUUCCGCAACCCGGUGCAUGGAAACGCCCACCAAAAGUUCUACUCGGUGCACCUAGAAAUCGUAUCAGAACUACUUCAACAAGUGAUGUUGAUAAUGCUGAUGAGAAUACUACUAAAAAAAAUGAAUUACCAUUAUUUGAGGAAUCGAAGCAAGAUGAAAUACAUAUUUCAAGUACAAAAAACACACCAGAACGAUCCACACAAAGCUAUGUAUCUACCUUGAAGUCUACUACUAAUAAUGCUACAAUGAGUCAAGCUACCGGCUCAAUGAGCAUUACUCCAGAAUCAGCUAAAUACCAAUAUGGAAACUAUGCUGGCCCAUACUGUGGAUUACAAAAUUUAAUCAACCUUUCCGACGUUCGUUUAACUGUUUUUCUUCGACACGCCUAUUUAUUUAAAGAUAAAGAUAUUUUGGAUAUUGGGUGCAAUGUUGGUCAUAUGACAAUCGCCGUAGCUCGUAAAUUAAAUCCAAAUUCAAUAAUAGGUGUUGAUAUUGAUAAAAAUUUGAUAGCUAGAGCACGUCGAAAUUUAUCUAUUUUCCAACGCAUGUCCGAAAAUGAAUUACGUAACUUGAAAGGAAGUUACAAGAUAAAAUACGGAAUGCAACUACGAGCUCGAGAUCGCGAAAGAUGCGAUUUAAGUCAAAUUGAUUUCUUUCCUCUCACAUUUCCAAUUUGUUUUGGUGGUUUGCCAAAUGUUAAACAAAAAGUUGAAUCACCAUCCGCAUCACCUGCGAGCAGUACACAAAAUAUAAGAAUAACAGAACAGUUUGGAGUUGGUUCUUUUACUAAGUUACCAAACAAUGAGAUUGAAUCCUCAAAUAAAACACAAAACGAUACAAUUGCAAAUCGGGCACAAUUCCCCAGUAAUGUAUUCUUUCGCACACUCAAUUAUGCGGUAACUGAAGAAUCACAAAUGGUCUCCGACAGACAACAGUAUGAUUUGAUAUUAUGCUUAUCACUCACUAAAUGGAUUCAUUUGAAUUUUGGUGAUGCUGGUCUUAAAAUGACUUUUCGUCGAAUGUUCAAUCAAUUACGACCAGGAGGAAAGCUUAUUUUGGAGGCUCAAAAUUGGGCAAGUUAUAAAAAGCGGAAAAAAUUGACACCAACCAUUUAUAACAAUUACAAAAAUAUUGAAUUUUUCCCGAACAAUUUUCACGAAUAUUUGUUGAGUCCAGAAGUUGGAUUUAGUCAUUCAUAUACUUUGGGUGUUCCAAGACAUACAAGUAAGGGUUUCUACCGACCCAUUCAACUAUAUAUAAAAGGUGAUUUCACACCAAGUCAAAUUCGUUGGAGCGAUACUUAUCAUCCACAAACACCCUAUGAGCCAAUGAUUGGUUAUUCACAUUACGUUGAUCCGAUGAGAAUUACAUAUGGUUCUCACUGGAACUACAAAGUGUCCAACAUGUAUAAAAAUCGGGAUACGUCUUUUCCCAAUAGUGCAAAUUUAUAUAAUACACCAUCUCAUGGCAUCUCAUCAACAUCACGAUAUUAUAAUCCUUUAGAAACCGACAGUUAUUUACCAAGUUAUGAUAAUGUUGUAUCGACACGGCAUUACUGUUUUGCAUCGCCAUUAUAUUCUACAGUCUGGUCACCACCAAGUGGACGUCGAUCUGCAUCUCAGACGCCAUUAUUUGGAAGUAUUCGAAGAGUUGAAGCUGAUGAUCAGGAAAACGGAAAAAAACACAUAUAUCUUACACCCAGGGCUUUAGAUGGGAGUAGUUCUUGUAUUGAUGAAAACAACAUCGCAUCACCCCAAAUACAUCACAUGUGCAGUAUUAGAGAGUCAGAUCUGGAUACAAAUACAAAUUCCCCGAAGCACGUAUAUGCUUUUCAGUGAUUGUGUACUUACGCAAAAGGGCUAUAUCGGUUUUAAAAAUGGAUUUACGAUUUUCAUUCUGCAUUUUUCAAAUAUCUCAUAAGACUUUUAGUCGAGGAGGUUUUUUCAACCAGAAAACAGAUAUUUGUAAGAAUUCAGCGUAAAAAUGACCAAGUCCAUUGUCACAAAAUGAAAUGGAUUAAAGAUAAUCUUAUUUUUUAAUUUACAAAUAGGAAAAUAAUUUGACACCUGUGAUUUGAUGGAAAUAUAUGUUCGUAAAUAUUAAAAUUACACGAAAAAAUUCAAA
Contarinia nasturtii (swede midge) is the source of this 3683-nucleotide messenger RNA. RefSeq names its product probable RNA methyltransferase bin3 (gene bin3). NCBI's taxonomy places the organism in Eukaryota, Metazoa, Arthropoda, Insecta, Diptera, Cecidomyiidae. Gene Ontology annotation, molecular function: O-methyltransferase activity; RNA methyltransferase activity; snRNA binding. The transcript has 10 exons. The coding region runs from base 332 to 3397 and encodes 1021 amino acids. The record is from RefSeq and is a predicted model, not a curated record. Gene Ontology annotation, biological process: snRNA modification.